AUGAGACUGGACGUCAAGCGCCAGCUCUAUGCUCGCAGCGAGCGAGUCAAGGGCAUAGACUUUCAUCCUCAGGAGCCAUGGAUUCUCACCACCCUCUACAGCGGCCACGUCUACAUCUGGUCGUACGAAACGCAACAGACUGUCAAAACCUUCGAGCUCACCGAUGUCCCGGUGCGUGCCGGUCGAUUCAUCGCCCGCAAAAAUUGGAUCGUUUGCGGUUCCGAUGAUUUCCAAUUGCGUGUCUACAACUACAACACGUCCGAGAAGAUCACGUCGUUCGAGGCGCAUCCCGACUACAUUCGAGCUAUCGCCGUCCACCCGACGCUCCCUUUUGUACUCACUGCCUCCGAUGACAUGACCAUCAAGCUCUGGGACUGGGACAAGGGCUGGAAGUGCGUCCAGGUCUUUGAGGGCCACAGCCACUAUGUCAUGGGCCUCGCCAUCAACCCCAAGGACACCAACACGUUUGCGUCGGCCUGUCUAGAUCGCACAGUCAAGAUCUGGAGCCUCGGCUCCGGGACUGCCAACUUCACGCUCGAGGCGCAUGAGACCAAGGGCGUAAACCACGUCGACUACUACCCCCACUCGGACAAGCCGUACCUCCUGACGGCCUCUGACGAUCGGACGGUCAAGGUCUGGGACUACACCACCAAGUCCCUUAUCGCCACCUUGGAAGGCCACACCAACAACGUCUCUUUCGCCUGCUAUCACCCCGAGCUCCCUGUCAUCAUUUCCGGCUCUGAGGAUGGCACGAUACGAAUUUGGCACGCCAACACUUAUCGCUUCGAGCAGUCGUUGAAUUACAGCCUCGAGCGAGCUUGGUGCGGCUCAUACCAGAAGGGAAAGCAGGGCAUAGCUGUCGGCUAUGACGAUGGUGCCGUGGUUAUCAAGCUGGGUCGGGAAGAACCGGCCGUGUCCAUGGACACGUCGGGCAAGCUGAUCUGGGCGAGGCACAAUGAGGACAACGAUCCCAUAUCUCUGCCGACCAAGGACCUUGGAACCUGCGAGGUGUACCCGCAGACCCUCAUCCACUCGCCUAAUGGCCGAUUCGUCGCUGUCUGUGGCGACGGCGAGUACAUUAUCUACACGGCACUGGCGUGGCGAAACAAGGCUUUUGGCUCUGCCCUCGACUUCGUGUGGGCCUCCAAGGAGAACAGCAAUGACUUUGCCAUUCGCGAGUCGCCCAUGAGCGUCAAGGUGUACAAGAACUUCGUUGAGAAGAGCGGCGGCUUGGAUGUCGGCUUCCAAGCAGAGGGCCUGACGGGUGGCAUCCUGCUGGGUGUCAUUGGGCAAGGCGGCAUCUCUUUCUUCGACUGGAACACGGGCGGCCUUGUCAGAAGAAUCGAGGUUGAGCCGAAGCACGUUUACUGGUCGGAGAGCGGCGAGCUCGUUGCCAUUGCCUGCGAGGACACCUGCUAUGUCCUGAGAUUCUCUCGUGAGAACUAUGUCGAGGCUGUUCAGGCUGGCCAAGUCGAGGAGGACGGUGUCGAGGCCGCCUUUGCAGUCAUUACCGACAUUAGCGAAGGUGUUCGGACGGGAGAGUGGGUUGGCGACUGCUUCAUUUACACCAACCAGACCAACCGACUCAACUACCUCGUUGGUGACCAGACUUACACGGUGUCUCAUUUCGACAAGCCGAUGUACGUUCUCGGCUACAUUCAGAGGGACUCGCGCAUCUACCUCGCCGACAAGGAUGUCAACGUCACGUCCUUUGCCCUGUCUCUCCCUGUCCUUGAGUACCAGACGCUGGUGCUUCGUGAAGACAUGGAUACGGCGGCGGAACUGCUGCCGACUAUCCCUGCGGACCAGCUCAACAAGGUUGCGCGGUUCCUGGAGGGCCAAGGCCACAAGGAGCUUGCGCUGGAGGUCGCGACGGACCCCGAGCAUAAGUUUGAUCUUUCACUGGCCCUGGGCCAGCUGGAGAUUGCCCUGGACUUGGCGCGCAAGGCCGACGUGGACCACAAGUGGAAAACUGUCGGUGACGCAGCGCUAGCAGGAUGGGAUGUGGCACUCGCGGCCGAGUGCUUCACGCAUGCCAAGGACUUGGGCUCGCUGCUCCUGUUACACUCGUCGACGGGCAACAAGGAGGGCCUGGCGGCACUCGCAGCGCAGGCCGUGGAGAGCAACGCGCACAACGUGGCGUUCUCAUGCUAUUGGCUUCUGGGCGACAUCGACCGAUGCGUCGAAGCGCUGACGAAGACGGACCGCUUGGCGGAGGCGGUGUUGUUUGCACAGACAUACAAGCCCAGCCUCGCAGUACCCCUCGUCAAGGAGUGGAAGGAGAGUCUGGAGAAGAACAAGAAGGCCCGGGUGGCCAAGCUGAUUGGCGUUCCGGACGAGGACGAGGACCUCUUCCCCGAGUGGGACGCCUGGCUGAAGGUGGAGCGUGAAGGCGGGGCCGUCGACGAGACUCAGGCGCCGGAGGAGGCGAACGGGGUGGCUCAGGCCAUCGAGACGCAGCCAGAGGGUGAGGGUGAGGCUGGGGCUGAGGCCGAGGAAGAGGCAGAGGCAGAGGACGAGGAGUAA
This is a messenger RNA of Purpureocillium lilacinum, 2526 nucleotides long. NCBI's taxonomy places the organism in Eukaryota, Fungi, Ascomycota, Sordariomycetes, Hypocreales, Ophiocordycipitaceae. The record is from RefSeq and is a predicted model, not a curated record.